Molecule: messenger RNA, 1454 nt
Organism: Symbiodinium sp. CCMP2456
Lineage: Eukaryota; Dinophyceae; Suessiales; Symbiodiniaceae
Source: the annotation of a GenBank genome assembly
GGGCCAUUUGGGCUGCAAGUGCACGUGAAACUCCGCUUUGGUGCACGAGGACAAAGCUUCAACUAUGGAGGCUGCAGAUAGCAGUUUCCGCUGGCGUGGCGAGUUGGUCCAAGCUACGACGCACCGCAAGGGCGGCACGACCAAGGUGUGUGACCUUCGAUCUGGAUGGCUGUUUGUGGCAUCCGGCUAUGGCCAAACUGCGCGGAGAAGGCCUUGCGCUUCAUGUCUCAUGGCCUGGCGGUGGAGGAGCGCCCUUCCACCGCUGCACUGACAACUCCUUGCGUGAUCGACGGGGGGAGCAUGUUCAGCUUUAUGACGGAGUUUUGCGGGCGCUGGCUGACAUCGUGCCGGUCGGCGGGCGUUGCCAUGGUGCACUGCUCGCUGUGGCAUCCUGCUGCGAGGAGUCUGGAUGGGCAGAUGCCUGCCUGAAGGCCUUCGAGUUCUCAGAUGGGCGAUGUCUCGAUGAUCUCGUUGACUUGAAGUUCUACGGGAGGUGGGAUGAGGGUUUCACAGUCUUGUCCGCCGUGUUCUGUCAUCUUGCCUCGAUGUGCGGAAUGAGUCAAACCCGAGCUGAUUGCUGGGCCUUGCUCGGUGUUCGAAAUUCACCAUGGGCAGACGCAUCCUCCGACGUGUCCCAUGCGUGGCCUCUGAGUCCAGGCGAUUGCAAGAUCGGCCACGGAAGGUUGAGAGAUGUCCUCCGGUUUCUGGUCCGCAACAGGCCAAAGCACUGCUCUGACGCCGCCGAGUUGGGUGCUACGGCGGUGGACAAGUUGGUGCAGUUCUUGCAUCUCAAAGCAGAGCAGCAUCUUUCCGACAAGGCCCAGGCAUUGCUGUGGCGCUGUGCUGCCGAGGGUCGCUCUGUGCAUCCUUUCGGUGUCCUGGCCGCGGCAGAGGUCCGACGUGCUGUUGGCAAGUUCGAGCAAUUGCAGAGGCGCGGUGAAGAGAAGCCCCAAGAGCCAGCAAGUGUGACGGAGUCCAGGCCAUCUGUCAAGCCACGAUCGCGCGAAUCGGAGGAGGCUUCAAACUCGAGAGACGGCCAAAACGCCGGAAAGACCUCGGCACGUCCACAAGUCGUCAAAGAUAUCGCGCUCUACUUGCGCUCUCAGACACCAAAGAGGCGCGGCAGCUCCGAGCAGAUUUUACGGACGGCCGCCAAGCGGCAGUGGGACGUGGCAGGCUAUAGCAACCUGUCGCGGGAUGAGGUGGAGAAGGCCAUAUUCCUCGGUGCGGGCAAGCGCGUGACAAGGCCGGUUGGAAAUGCUUUGGGCGACGCUUCCGCCACCGCGAAGGUCGAGAUUGGGAACGAGGAAAAUCAGCAAUCCAAGGCUAAGGCGGUCGCGCAAAGGCGUGCAAGCCCUUCGAAGUCCAAGGAGAAGGAGAAGAAGGAAGUAAAAGGUGCCUGGGGCCACGUGGUCGAUGCAUUGCGCUCGGAAAGGCCGAGGUCAGCUUGGUGA